AUGCUGGCCAAGACUGAACCACUGGGCAGAUUCUCUUCACAAAAGCCAGUCGACGGGGUUGACUAUUACGACAAGAUUAUCGCCCCACGGAUGGUCUGGUUUGACUCUGAAAAGAACAUCUACCGUCGCUAUAUUCUACCUUUAGCGCAGACAAACGAAUGCGUUCGUCUGGCUAUCGAGGCAGUCUCCGCACAACAUGCGGUCGGUGACCUAAUAGACAGUGUUCCCGAAGAGGUACGACUCGAGGCACAGACUAAUGUCACGCAUUACCGAAACGAGGCUGUGAAAAGGAUCACCGACUUUAUCACCAAUGUAACAGACCAGGUUGCCAAAGAUGAGGAAUUCGGUCUGUAUGUGGACGAUGCGGAAUGGAUCCUGGCCACAAUGCUAGUCCUGUCUUGCUAUGAAAUGGCGCACUCGGGCGCCGAAGCUGCGGAAUUCCACAGGAAAGCAGCUCGCUCACUGGUGGCCACUCUUUCCAUGACCGAUCACCGAAAGAGCAAGUUCUUGCCCUCGAUGAGAAACAAACUCUCAACCUAUGAGGUCUUUGGCUGCACAACAUCCUUUGAUCUGCAGAGUAUACAAGAUGCCGUGCUCUCCGAUCCUGCAGAUGAAAUGGAGGGCGAUGAUGAGACAACUCUGUUCUCUGGAUUUCUCAACAUGUUGCACGAGGUCACCAUGAUUGGGCGAUGUGUUACAGCCCCAUCCGGAGCUUGUCGUGAUUGGAAAGCAGAAUUUGAAAUCACGCGCGGAGUCACCUUGAUGGCAAUUGGUAGACAUUCCAUCAAGACACCCGCUCACCGUCGUGACCUUAUCCGGCUCGUGGACAUUCAUUACAACGCUGCUCUUCUAUACGUUUUCAGAUGUCUUGGUCCCGAAGCUUUUGGUGAUGUGGAGACAACGAUUUCAGAUCUCUUACGGCAGGUCAACGCGAUGGAAGACAUAGACUAUUGGGUUCAAAAUCUACCAUGGCCUCUAUUUAUAGCGGGCACCGAAAGCUAUGGCGAUCCUGAUAGACAGAUCGCCAUUUCCCGGCUAUACAUGAGAAUCCGGUAUGUCACCGGCCUUCGACAUUACCAGGAUGUGCUGAGUUUCUUGGAUGCAUUUUGGUCUGGUGCAGAGACUGACUGGCAAGUAUUAGCCAGAGAUUGGGAGGCAUCGGGUAGAAGAAUAUUAGCAUAUUGA
Molecule: messenger RNA, 1185 nt
Organism: Penicillium odoratum
Lineage: Eukaryota; Fungi; Ascomycota; Eurotiomycetes; Eurotiales; Aspergillaceae
Exons: 1
Coding region: 1-1185 (394 amino acids)
Biological process (GO): positive regulation of transcription by RNA polymerase II
Cellular component (GO): nucleus
Molecular function (GO): transcription cis-regulatory region binding; DNA-binding transcription factor activity
Source: RefSeq, a predicted model, not a curated record